Messenger RNA from Necator americanus (New World hookworm), 807 nucleotides. RefSeq lists its product as uncharacterized. NCBI's taxonomy places the organism in Eukaryota, Metazoa, Nematoda, Chromadorea, Rhabditida, Ancylostomatidae. The record is from RefSeq and is a predicted model, not a curated record. Bases 1 to 807 code for a protein of 268 amino acids. The transcript has a single exon.
AUGAAACGUGUAAGAAAAAUCGGUUUUGAACUGAACCUAGACAAGACGAUGUUUAUGAAAAACGGAUGGGUUUCUGAUGCCCCAUUCACGCUCAACGGAACGAACAUAUCCGAAUGCUCCAGCUAUGUAGAUCUAGGUCGGGAAAUCAACAUGAUGAACGACCUGACCUCCGAGCUGGGCAGAAGGGCACGAGCAGCUUGGGAAGCAUUCAAGAGCAUCGAGGAUGUAGUGAAGAGGACCAAGAACAUCCGGCUCCGCGCUCACCUAUUCAGCACCACCGUUCUUCCUGCUUUGACCUAUGCUUCGGAAACCUGGGCAUUUCGCAAGCAGGAAGAAAACGCGGUGAGCGUCAUUGAACGCGCAAUUGAGAGAGUGAUGCUAGGAGUAUCCCGCUUCACGCAAGAGAGGGACGGGAUUCGAAGUCCUCUCCUAUGUCAACGAUCGAAGAUUAGAGACACCGCUACGUUUGCCAAGGAAAGUAAAAUAAGGUGGGCCGGACACGUGAUGCGCUUUAAUGACAACCGUUGGAUCAGAGCCCUGAGCAACGGGGUUCCCGUGAUAUUAAGCACUACCGGAAGACCGCCGACCCAAUGGUCAGAUUUCUUCACGAAGUCCUUCGAAGAAAAUUACGAUCCUUUUCGUGUGCUAUGCGAAGAGAGGAACCACUGGCCGACUCUCGCACGCGAUAGGGACAAAUGGAAGAAUUACUGGCGCCCGCUCGACCGGUUUGAAGAUCAACGAGAGUCAAAGUGUCUUUUUUCGCGGGCUGGUUCAAGUUCUUCACGAAUUGCAUGGAAACGGUCUUAG